Messenger RNA from Colletotrichum aenigma, 4134 nucleotides. RefSeq lists its product as uncharacterized. Lineage: Eukaryota; Fungi; Ascomycota; Sordariomycetes; Glomerellales; Glomerellaceae. The transcript has 9 exons. The coding region runs from base 1 to 4134 and encodes 1377 amino acids. The record is from RefSeq and is a predicted model, not a curated record.
AUGCCUCCCAAGAAGAACAAGGGCUACACGCAGUCUCUGGUCAGAACCUGCGCCGUCUUCGUUCACGAUUUUUCCGGUCCUAUUCUUGCAUCCGGCAUCAAACUCGGCAACGACAUCAAGAUCAAGGCCAAGAUCCGCGUCGAGACAACCCAAGGACACGAGCCCUCUAUCACCCUGUUUCUGUAUUUUCCCGAGGGUAUAGACAACGAGGACAGAGGUCACGGCGCACGGUUUGUUUACAGCCAGGCUGAUGGGGUAUACCGCCCUUCUGCGGAGCUGCGGAUUGGAAUCCGAUUCCGUCGUGAGAAGUGGACUCAGACCUUCGAGGCCGCGUCUCCCGAGCUGCUUGGCAGAUUUCCCGGGUUGAAAGGUGGUGGUGGACAGACGGUAAUCACCUUUUCAUCCGAUGAAGACGACAAGGACAAGGUCUGUGUCGAAGGCAUGGGUAUGCCUUACAUCAACAAAUCGGAACCCGAACUUGAGAAGUUCGUCAACGAGAACUGUCCGCUCAUUGGCGGAGUCGCUUUUAUCGACUUCGUUCGCAGUAACACGUUCCACGUUUUGGUCGAGCUCCAGCCCCACAGCGCGAAGUUCUACUUCAGCUUGGAGCAACUUCCCCCGCCCUUCGAUCACCCUUAUGGAACGCUUCAUACCUUCAAUCCUGAACGUUCCGCAUUAUCCAUGGCCAGCAACCCUCGCAAUCACGCGUACAAUGUUUCCCACAGCUUCAAUGAUGACAACGCGAUGCUGACUGUCACGACUCAGUCGCUGAUGCAGGAUUCGCUGUACCUGUGGAAACAGGCCCGGUGCAUCGCCGAGACCAAGCUGCGCGCCUACUUCAUCCCUGUCCCCGAUCGCGACGAUAAGUACUAUGCUAUUCUCACCCUCCCAAAGGAGUUUGUGGACAAGUACAGGCCUGCCUGGCAGCGCCUAAUCGACCGCCGUACGUGCCAAGUGUCUCUCGCAAGAUGGGAGUUUCCCGACAGCAAGGUGCCCAGCGGAUUCUGGAAAUCCCAUUUCAUCACCUACACGGGCGGCAUCCAGGCUCUUGCGUCUCAUCCUACAGGAGAGUCCGACGUGGUGCUUGUCACGUCGCGGCCGCCACCUGAGGAGGCAGAGCGGAAAAUAAUCGCCAUCAACAGCUUGUGGGAGUCUGACACGGAUAGCGCUCAUCUCGCGCGACUCACGAUGCGUGGCCAAGGCUACGCGGAGUGGAUGAUGGCGAUGCGGCCUCCCGUGCCUGCUCCUGCAGCUGGUGACCAGGGUGCAAACGAGGUCACAGAGCCAACGGUGUCCGCCACAAUCAACAAGAGCGUGCUUCCUUUACGCCCCGUUCCCAAGAAGUCAUACCUCCCCGAGGAUCGACAACGUUGGCCCGUGUUUUUCCGCGAGGUUCUACUCGGACUCGCCAUCAUCAAUGCAGGCCCGGGCUACGGAAAGACUACUGAGAUGGCAAAAAAUAUUCUCGCUAUGGAGUACAGCUUUGGUCGUGUCUUCUGCACGGCCCCGUCUAACGUGGCCGUUACCAAUCUCGCGGUCCGUACCUACAGGAUCACCAUGGCAGUGUGCGACCGGCACAACGACAAUCUUCCUGACGAAACGCCUCGAGCUCUCUACAGAAUGAUACUCCGUGGUUACAAGCGGAAGGACGAGAUCGCUGCCUUCAGUAGUCUGCUGAAAGACCCGAAGCUCGGCGACGCGGCUGCCCCUCGCAAAUUCGGCGGCAUUUCACACUGGCGCCUUGACUUGUCUUUGGCCUUCUGGGUCCUGGUGCUUCUACGGUCGCCUUCUGUACGCGAACUUCACGAUGAUGACAAGACGGAGCUGCAUGAGCUCCAGCAUGAAGUUGACGCCCGGGGAGAUUGGACUAGCCUUCGAGACAUGGCCACUGGACGGAUCUCGUGGGACGCAUACGCUGGCAACUCCGGCUGUCCGCCAGACCACAUGAAGACCGUCCAGAUCAUCAUGGAUCGACUCGUGGCGAUGGCUGAAGUCCUGGCCACCACACCGGCCAUGAUUGUCAACACCAAUGAGGUCUAUAAAGACUGGCGAUCCGACGCAAAGGCCGUUGCCAUCGAUGAGGCAGCGAACAUGGAUCGCGGCGACCUCAUAACCGCCUGGGGCAAUGAGAUGUUGCCGUUGCUGUGUGGUGGAGAUCCAGAACAGCUGCCAUCCUUCGUGCUGACUGACCAGAGCUCUCUCGACGCCUCUGGUCAUGUCAACAAUCAGUUCUCACAUGAUGGCCGCGUUUCCGCCCAGGGCUUCUUCAUGGCCAGCGGACACUCCGUCUACCGCCUGCAUCGCCAACUCCGGAUCGGCAAUGGCCUUUUCGACAUCAUCGGCAAAGUCAUCUAUCCGGACAUCCCGGUAAGAUACGGACCCGACUGCAACAUCAACCUGCCGCAGUUCGAGAUUGGACAUCGUCUAGAGGCAUACUUCAGAGAGCGCUUCCCAGAUUUGCUCGCCCACGCGAAAGACAAGUUUGCACCCAUCUUCGUACAUUGCAACGACACAUUGGUAUAUGUCAACCCGGUGACUGGGAGCAAGCGAUCUCCCGACCAGGUUCACACCGCCCUCUCCUUUGCCGCUGACUUUAUUACGAAGAACUCCGUCGAUCCGUCCAAGCUGGCCAUUCUGAAGCCUGCGGCUGAAAUCACUAUGGCCAUGGGAAAUCAAACCAUGGCCUACCAGCCUGCAGGAAGGCUUAGGUUCGAUGAUCAGUACCCCUCAAGACCGCGACGACAGUUGGUUUGGGUCAGACAUCCUACGCCCAAGAAAAUGCAAACGAAGAAGCACCUGACGGAUAUGAUUGACCCCGAGACGGGCGAACACAAGGCCUGGACUGACAACACAUUGCCUGGUCAAGUGGAGAUCUCGGAAUGGGACAUCGGCAAGCCUGAUGCGGAUAUCUACCACAAGGCAAUUCAAGUCAUGAGCCUCGGAUACUACAUCCCGAAAGCCCACAAGCCGGAGCAAAACAACUUCACGUCCGACAAUGCCACUCAAAGGACCCUCGCGGGAUCUUGCUUCAGAGUUGGACUGCCUUUGGCUUCCGGCGCUCCGACCACCAGCUCUAGCAAAGCUGCAAAGGAAAAGAAGGGCUCAAGACAUCGCACAUAUAACCUGGUGUUGGUUGGUACGGGAGUCGAUGGUGCCCCUCCUGUGGGUUAUAAUGUUCCCGGUGGCAGAAAACAGAUUUUCUUUCACCCCGAGUGGCUCGAAGGCGUCAACUUGAACAACGCGCCAGACACAGUCGCCGACCAAGCGAUUCAAAACGCUUGGGAUGUUGGCUAUGCUGCCUUGACUGCCAAAAUGCCCAGAGCCAUCGAUGACAAUCUCACCAAGGAGACCGGCGACAAAGGCAGCGGACACCGACGGAAGUCAGCAGCGUAUGUCAGCAGCGACGAUACCGACGACAGUGGUGAGGAUACCGACGACAGCGAUGACGGCAGCGACGACAGCGGAAGGCACCAGCGGACGGAAACAGCGGUCAACAACGGUGACAGUACCGGCAACAGCGGAGAGCCCUUUGCCACAAUUUUGCGAACAGAUGAGAACGAGGCUCCUCGCCAACUAGAAAAUAUGAUGGCCAACAUCAACUCCGCCGAGAUCCAGAAAGAGAAGACAGCCGCUGCCGCAAGGGUAGCUCAAUGGCUGACACUCAUGGGAGAUUCGACGUCGAACCCUCUCUAUCAGCGGUAUAAGCCUAUCAUGGACCUCACGCGCGCUGAGACAAUCAUCUCCAUGUCCCAGGCAGAGUCUGCUCUCUCCCAGAUUCGGACUGUGUGGCCACGCACUUUCGAGCAUCCCAAGGCCGCGACCCUCGACGCGAAGUUCAUUCAGAAACUCUCUUUCAUCUUAUGCAGCCCCGAAAACGAAGUUUUCAUCGAUCACAACGAGUUGGGAAAGGUGCUUUGCGUCCUUGUGGAAAUGCUACCAACCGGGGACAUGCCAACCAGCGAAGACGUCCAAAGAGCACAGGACUUGCUCCGCCGUCUUUACCUGAAUAACAGACCCCCUGGCAGCACCCGCUUAUCGUCAAACUCGAAGUUGCAUGCCAACAAUGACAACAGCAAAAUAAACGAUGCGUUUGGUGCUCACGUGGACGAGGAGGAAGACAUUUACAGCCCUUGA